UCUCGUUUAAAUGACAGCUCGAAGCGAAGCAUGAAUCAGUUAUAAAAAAUUCAUACUAAACUCCGCUAGUACGAAUUCUAAUUUAAACGACCUCUGCUUUUUCGAAAUUGGUUCGUUUUUAGAUACAACUGAGAAAGACUUGUUGAAAAGCUAAAUUUAUGUUUCCAAAUCUUUACUUCUAGAGAGAUCUACUUGAUAUCUGAAUUUUCAUUACACAUCUAUUCAUCCAUCAUCAAAUCUUUUUGGUCAAGUUGGUUGGAUCUCUUGCAUAGUUAAUCUCGUAUAUUAAUUUUUAUAUUCAUAAUCUUCGGGUUCACUUCUGAAAAUAUAAUUGGAAGGAAACAAAAAAAAAACAAGAUCGGACUCAAGGAGACUCAUCGUUAUGGACGCACAAUCCGGUACUAUUUUCAUUGACGCUGUCAAGGAAAAAGACCCUUCAAACUUGAAGCCUUUAAAGCCAAUUGUGGAGGAAUUGGGUGAUUCGUCUUUAAACGAAGACGAUAAGCUAGUUGAACUGGGAUAUAAACCCGUUUUUAAACGGGAGUUUUCAACCUGGGCUACCUUUUCAUUUGCAUUUUCAAUUUCUGGGUUAUAUGCCACAAUUAUCACUACCUUCUCUUAUCCUUUGGUUGCCGGUGGUGCUGCCGCUAUCGUUUGGAGCUGGUUCAUUGGCGGUGUUGGUUGUAUGUGUAUCGCUCUUUCGGUUGCAGAACUUGUAUCUGCUUAUCCUACAUCAGGUGGACUCUACUUUACAUGUAAGAAUUUGGUACCACCAAACUACAUGCCAGUUGUUUCUUGGGUAGUAGGCUGGCUUAACUUAUUGGGUCAGGUUGCUGGUGUAAGUAGCACCGAUUGGUCUUGCGCACAGCUACUGCUUUCUGCUGUGUCCGUUUCUAAAGAUAUGACUUAUCAGCCCACAAAUCGUCAUGUCGUAGGUGUGAUGGCUGCGAUUAUUAUGUUUCAUGGAUUCAUCAACUCUUUGUCUACUCGUUGGCUUGAUCGUAUUACCCGGUUCUAUGCUGCCUUUCACUUACUAGUUCUCCUUAUCUGUAUCAUUUGCUUGUUAGCAAUGUGCAAGCAUUUCAACACUGGAAAGUACGUAUUUACUAGCGUAGAGCCGUCUAGUGGUUGGAAGCCAACUGGAUUCUCUUUUCUGUUUGGUUUUCUUAGUGUAGCAUGGUCUAUGACUGAUUAUGAUGCUACUGCACAUAUCGCCGAGGAAAUCGAAAAUGCUGCUGUUCGUGCACCUCAGGCCAUUGCACUUGCUUUAAGUUUGACGUAUUUUUUGGGAUGGAUAUUUAAUAUUGUUCUCGUUUUUGUUAUGGGAACGAACCUUGCUAGUCUCAGUCAGUCUUCUAUUGGGCAACCCGUUGCUCAAAUAUUUUACGAUGUUCUCGGUAAAAACGGAAGCUUAGCCUUUAUUAUCUUUGCUUUUGUUAUUCUCAAUUUCACUGGUGUAACUUCUAUGCAGGCAAACGCUCGCACAAUUUGGGCGCUUUCAAGAGAUCAAGCUCUUCCUUUUUCUCGUUAUUGGUACAGAAUUAACAAAACAACGACUACUCCUGUGAUUGCAGUAUGGUUGAACGUUUUAUGUUGUAUUGGUUUAAACUUGAUUGGUCUUGGCAGUAUUGAGGCCAUUGAGGCUAUCUUCAGCGUAACUUCCAUUGCAUUGGAUUGGAGUUAUGUAAUCCCAAUUGCUUGCAGAUUAAUUUUUGGUAAAAGAAUGAACUAUAAACAUGGUCCUUGGAAUUUGGGAUGGCUAUCGAUGCCUGUUAAUGCUUUUGCGGUAGCAUGGACUUCAUUUGUGUCUGUUAUUUUUGUUAUGCCUAAUAUCCGUCCAGUAACUCCUGAGAACAUGAACUAUGCUAUUAUUGUUCUUGCAGGUGUUUUACUAUUUAGCCUUGUAUACUGGUGGUCUGGUGCUAGAAAGAAUUAUAUUGGUCCUCGAGUAAACGUUGAUAUGGACUCCGAUGAUCCAUUUAAAAUGAAAUAAGGAUUUUCAAAAAAUUCUAUUUCAUUUGUUCCCUAGCCCUCCAUUUUUUUACGAGUUAUUUAAAAGUAUUUCAACUUGACACUCUUCUCUUCGAUUUUUAGCAUAUUUAAGAUAAUCUUUAGCGAAGGUAUAGCGUCUUAUAUGUAUUGUUUUAAUGACUGAUCAGGAUAUUAUUAGCUUAUAUACAACCCGUUUUUCUUAAACUUCAUCAAGGUACUCAUGUUAUCAUCAUUCGUCGUCGUCA
Schizosaccharomyces cryophilus OY26 is the source of this 2237-nucleotide messenger RNA. RefSeq lists its product as uncharacterized. The record is from RefSeq and is a predicted model, not a curated record. Gene Ontology annotation, molecular function: transmembrane transporter activity. Gene Ontology annotation, cellular component: membrane. The transcript has a single exon. Lineage: Eukaryota; Fungi; Ascomycota; Schizosaccharomycetes; Schizosaccharomycetales; Schizosaccharomycetaceae. Bases 383 to 1993 code for a protein of 536 amino acids. Gene Ontology annotation, biological process: amino acid transport; transmembrane transport.